Trifolium pratense (red clover) is the source of this 2234-nucleotide messenger RNA. Its product is annotated as protein MIZU-KUSSEI 1. The transcript is spliced from 2 exons. NCBI's taxonomy places the organism in Eukaryota, Viridiplantae, Streptophyta, Magnoliopsida, Fabales, Fabaceae. The coding region runs from base 1173 to 2000 and encodes 275 amino acids. Gene Ontology annotation, biological process: hydrotropism. The record is from RefSeq and is a predicted model, not a curated record.
AUCUCCCUUUACCAAAAACAAACACAGAUCCUCAUCCUGUGUAUUGUCUUCCCCAUCACCGCCUCAUUAUCAAUCUUCAUUUUUGCUUCUCUUCACCAUCACCACCUCCAUUGUCAAUACUCAAUAUUAUUACAAUAGGAUUGUGGGUCUGCUCAACAUGAACACCAAUAGAAGGUUUUGUGAAAGGGGAAGAGUUAAACCUUGAGUUUUAAAUUGAACGUGAAUCGAACUCAUAACUUCGAAAUUAACUCUAACUGGUUCUUCCAUAGCCUCUGCUCGCAAAUGGAUGAAUAAAUUUCGAAAUUUUGCAGUCCAAUUUUGAAUGAAUUUUGAAUAAAUUUCUUAAUUUGUUGUAUUUGAAGGGAUUGGUGAACUGUGAGUGGUGGUGAUUCGAUGAGUUAAGGUAGCCAUGAUUUUGUAAAUGGUGUUUCUAUGGUGAUGGUGGAUUGGUGGGUGGGGCGAUGGAGAAGAAGACAACCAUGAUUUUGACUCAUCAAUGCCAGGGACCAAAAACAAAGUUUUUCAAAGUGCAAGGACUAAUACCAAACAAAAGAAAUUGCAAGGACUGAAACCAAAAUAUGCUACAACUGCAGGGACUAGUAACAUAUUUAAGCCCUUUUAUUUCUAGGUCCGCAGGUUAUAUAUCAUGUGGUUGUAUUUAUCCCUCACCAAUUCCAUUCCAAGGUGGGUAUGGGUAGGUGUGGCUUCACCUGCCAUUAACAGUCUCCAGUGCAAGUCAGUGUAACAAGUCAAAGCCCCUCAUCUACCCAUUUCUUUUGAUAAAGAAAUCACACCAAAACAAUGUUACUUUUUAUGUUGUUCCACCUCACACACAACAAAAUCAUCAAACUUUAAUUGUCCAUUUCAAUUAUGAUUUGUUGUUGCCUUCAAAAUCUCCAAUUCCUUGUUUCCCUAAAAGGUAGGUGGUGGCUGCUUACCUAUAUUCUCUUGGGUAUCAUAUUAUAAAAGUGCUUAAACACACUAAAUCACCCUUUUAAACACACUACAAAAUCAUAAGUCAGAAACAUUUUUUGUAACACUUUUCUUUGGUUACUCUCCUUUGAUCAUUAUAAUUAUGCUCAUGUAACUCAACGGUUUUACAAGUCGAAUUUACGAAUUGAUUCUACUUAGACAAAACGAGCUGAGGUAAAACCCCGAGUCUAAUAACCUUGAUGAAGACCAUAAUGGCAGCGAAAUCACCACACGACUCUUCAUUCUCCUUCUCUAGAAGAUAUUUCCAUUGGAAAAAGAAGGCUUUGGAUGAGGAUGAUGAAGAAGAAAUCCUCAACAUAAGUUCAUCAUCACAUUUUCCUGAGGAUGAUGACGAAGAUGUUGGCGGUGAGAAUGACGAGGAUCAUCCUCAACAUCACUAUAAUAACCUUAGAAUCAAAAUUCCAGUAGAAAUUGCUGCUCUUGAAAAGAAGAAGAAUUCAAAGUCAAAAUUUAAGUCAGCAAUAACAAUUCUUACUAAGAAUCGUUCACUUCACAAUUCUAGCCCCCUUGGAACACGUAUGGUGGGUACCCUUUUCGGCUACCGUCGUGGACAUGUCCAUUUCGCAUUCCAAGAGGAUUCAAAGUUAAGCCCUGUAUUCUUGAUUGAGCUAGCAACACCAACAAGUGUUUUGGUUAGGGAAAUGGCUUCUGGGGUGGUGAGAAUUGCAUUGGAGUGUGAGAAGAAGUUAGGAGGAGGGAGAAAGGGUUUGAAGUUGCUUGAGGAACCCAUUUGGAGGACUUAUUGCAAUGGCAGGAAAUGUGGUUAUGCAUAUAAGCAUGAAUGUGGUUCAGAGGAAUGGAAGAUAUUGAAAGCUUUGGAACCUAUUUCAAUGGGUGCUGGUGUGUUGCCAAUGCCGCCAAGUAGUGAGUUUGAAGGUGAACUUAUGUAUAUGAGAACUAAGUAUGAGAGGGUUGUUGGGUCUAAAGACUCUGAAGCUUUCUAUAUGAUGAACCCUGUGGUUGGUAGUGCUGGUCCUGAACUCAGCAUUUACUUGCUUAGAGUUUAACAUUAACAUAGGCACUGUAUGUAUUGGUGUCUCUAUAUCUAUAGGUUUAUGUAAUUUUGAUAAGUGUGCUUUUUGCAUUCAUGAGUAAAGAAAUUGCAUGCAGAGACCAUGGUUUUAAAUACUGUCAUUACAGCUGUGAUUUCAGUUAUGUUGUUGCAAAAACCUCAAAAUUCUUUAUAUUGGAUUUGGGGAUGCAAUUUAAAAAUAUGUAAUUUUGCAGUUUUCUACCCUUUA